This is a messenger RNA of Pipra filicauda (Wire-tailed manakin), 1496 nucleotides long. It is a transcript of the gene MAP1LC3A, whose product is annotated as microtubule associated protein 1 light chain 3 alpha. Gene Ontology annotation, cellular component: autophagosome; autophagosome membrane; cytosol. Gene Ontology annotation, molecular function: ubiquitin protein ligase binding. Bases 39 to 404 code for a protein of 121 amino acids. The transcript is spliced from 4 exons. The record is from RefSeq and is a predicted model, not a curated record. Gene Ontology annotation, biological process: autophagy of mitochondrion; macroautophagy; autophagosome assembly. NCBI's taxonomy places the organism in Eukaryota, Metazoa, Chordata, Aves, Passeriformes, Pipridae.
AGCGCAGGCAGCGGAGCGGCCGUGCCGGUGCCGCCGCGAUGCCCUCGGACCGGCCCUUCAAACAGCGCCGCGCCUUCGCGGAUCGUUGUAAGGAAGUUCAGCAGAUCCGAGAGCAGCAUCCAAACAAAAUUCCGGUCAUCAUUGAACGUUACAAAGGGGAGAAACAGCUGCCAGUGCUGGACAAGACCAAGUUCCUUGUCCCAGACCAUGUGAACAUGAGUGAAUUGGUCAAAAUAAUCCGGCGCCGCUUGCAGCUGAAUCCCACCCAGGCGUUCUUCCUGCUGGUGAACCAGCACAGCAUGGUCAGCGUGUCCACCCCCAUCUCGGAGAUCUACGAGCAGGAGAAGGACGAGGAUGGCUUCCUCUACAUGGUCUACGCUUCCCAGGAGACCUUUGGCUUCUGAAGGCUGCCGAGGGGUGGCAUGUGGAGACAGAUGAACUGUGGCGCAGAGGCCCCCGGCCUCGGAAGACAACGCAGCCAGAGGCUCACCAGAGGGGGGCUGUGCUGACCCCCUUCCUCCCCCUCCCUCCCCUCCCCAUCACCCUGUCACCAAAGAGGCUCGUGGCGCGUGUUGGACUCGCACAACCCUUCCCUUCCCCUCCGUGUAGGUCAAUCCCGCUCCCUCCACACCCGCCUGCGCAGACCCCGCGCGGGGCCUCGGCUUCCCGUGUCCCCCCCGUGUCCCCCCCGUGUCCCCCCCGUGUCCCCCCGUGUCCCCCCGUCCCCCACACUGCUCUCGCUGUGCUGUGUGUGCGUGUGGUGUGUUGGGAGCUGCUGCCAGAGCGGGUGUGGGCACUGCCACCCUCACCCAGCACAGGGAGAGCCUCCCCCCGAGACACCGACAGCGGGCAGGAGGGCUGCACAAGCAGCAGACAGAUGUUACCAUUGCUCCCGAGUUUUAAUUGAUUUUAAUUACACCCAUAUCAGAUUCUUGGUGCUACUGAGUAGAUUGUAGGCGUCUCUGUAGGACUGUGGAUAACGUAUAUCCUUUAGGUUAAUUUUAUUGGUUUGUUUGUUUGGGUUUGGUUGGUUGGUUGUUUUGUUGUGUUUUUUUUAGGGAUAGAUUGGAAUGGGGAGAGGGGGGGAAUCUUUCCUGUAUUUCUGUAGGUAAAUAAAUCAGGCUUCAUUGCACUUUAAAGCAUAGUAGAUGUCAGAGUGGAAUUUACUUAUAAUUUAUACAGGUUUGCCAUCUAUAGUGCUACUCCUCCGUUGACAGUUGUACCUGGAUUGUCUUGUUUCUUUUUUUUUUUUCUAAUAAAAUUGAUUUCCCUUUUCUCUGUCUCCCCAUUGCAUGCAAUUUUUCACUCUCGGUGUGGCAAGGAGUUCACUCAAGGAAUGUACUGAUUUAUAUUUGCUAUGUUCCUGUCCCUGUUUCUCAUGUAUUAGACCAAAAAAAUGUAUAUGAUAAAAUCCCCCCAGUUUAAUCUAUACAAAGGUAUAUAUAUAUAAAUAUAUAUAUAAAAUAAACAUAAAUUCAAGUGGUGUCUUGUAGGAA